GUUUUCUUUACGAUAUCUUAUUGAAGACAAUGAGCGAUAAUGGCGUCCACUGACGGUCAAAAUGUGCAAGUAAGCGAGAGUCAAAAUGCCGGAGUUCCAGAGAAUGGGACGGCCGGAGGAGAAGGUGACCAACAGCAGCAGCAACAGCAACAGCCCAACAUGUGGCAGAUGGUCAAGGGUAUGGCCUUCCGUAUGUUUGUCAUCUAUAUGAUCAUGAGCUUCUUCAGGGGUAGAUCCAGCACGCCAUCGGACACACCCGCUAAUGAGCCAGGCAAAGUAGCCACGAGGCCGGGCACCAAUCUCUUCGCUACUGGCACUCUCAUGGAUCUAAGAGUAUACAUAUCAGAAGAAGAGACUUUUACAGAGUUUAAUAAUUCCCAGUAUUUAUUCUGGGAGAUUGAAGAAUUAGAGUACGGUGAUUGGGAAGGUGGCCCCAGUGGUGAUGGAACAUUUGAACUGGAUAGUAAAAUUCAAGCGACAGAGAGUAUGAUGAACAAUGCAUCAAUAUACCUCCAUGUAUUCUUCACAAAGUCAGGGUAUUCUCCAGACCCAAGGCAGAGGGGAAAGUAUGCCAAGAAGUACACAGUGUCAAUCUCAAAAAGAAUUAAUAAAUUCAAGAAGAGGCGUUUCCAGAAGACUAAGAACUUGUUGACAGGAGAGACGGAAGCUGAUCCAGAAAUGAUUAAGAGAGCAGAAGCCGAAGGACCCGUUGAAAUUCUAUCACACUGGCAUCCGAAUUUGACAAUCGCCCUAGUUCACGAUCAUUCGCCAUGGAAACAAGGCAGUGUUCCUUCACCCCUGGACAAAAUGAUAAAAUUCCAUCCUUCUGGUGACUAUUAUCCCAUUGUAUUCAUCAAUGACUACUGGAAUCUUAACAGCGAAUACCAGCCAAUCAAUGAAACUACAGAAGAAUUGCCAUUCCGACUGACGUAUACCCCCAUGGGUCUGUUCAAGCUCCAGUUCUACGCAGCACAAACCAUGAGGAAUCAAUGGUCUCUACUUCUCGGAGAGGAACAAGGAAACGAAGAUGAAGAAGAAGAUGGUCUGAAGAGAGCCAUCUUAGAAACCAACCCAUACCUGCUUGGCCUGACAUUUGUUGUAUCCAUUGUACAUAGCAUCUUUGAGUUCCUGGCAUUCAAGAACGAUAUCCAAUUCUGGAACAGCCGCAAAUCUCUAGAGGGUCUGUCGGUCCGUUCAGUGUUCUUUGGUGUGUUCCAAUCCCUUGUGGUGCUUCUCUACAUCUUGGACAACGAGACUAACUUUGUAGUCAAGGUCAGUGUGUUCAUCGGGCUCCUCAUCGACUGUUGGAAGAUCACCAAGGUCACCAAUCUACAGUUUGACAGAGAGAGUUUAAUCCUUGGAUUCAUACCAAAGCUGCAGUUUGCUGAUAAAGACUCCUACACAGAAUCAAGUACAAAGCAGUAUGACAAAAUGGCUUUCAAAUACCUAUCCUGGUUACUGUUUCCUCUACUGGCUUGUUAUGCCGUCUACUCUCUCUUUUAUCAAGAGCAUAGAGGCUGGUAUUCAUGGGUGCUCAGCAUGCUCUAUGGAUUCUUACUUACAUUUGGUUUUAUCAUGAUGACACCCCAACUCUUCAUUAAUUACAAACUGAAGUCUAUAGCGCAUCUUCCCUGGCGUAUGCUGACCUACAAAGCACUUAACACCUUCAUUGACGAUAUAUUUGCAUUUGUAAUCAAGAUGCCUACCCUCUAUCGCAUUGGUUGCCUAAGAGAUGAUGUCAUCUUCCUUAUCUUCUUAUAUCAACGUUACAUCUAUCCGACCGAUUACAAGCGAGUCAACGAGUUCGGUACGACGGGUGAAAUGCAUGCAGCCGCAGACCAAAAUGCAGCCGUCAAUGGGGGCGCCACGCCUUCUAUCGAAGCCACAGAGAAGUCAAGUCAGGAGAAGAAAGACGAUUAAGCAAGGGAUCAUAUCUUUCUUGGUUUAUUUGAUGAUGAUGUGAGUGUUUCCCUUUUCCAACGUGUAUGUUUAAAGGUUUAAAUGAAAACUUUUGUAAAUUAUCUAAAACCUCCUCAAAGCCAACAGAUAUACAGCAAGGGAGCAUUCACAGAUUAAAAAUGUCAGUAAUUUGCACUGACUAUUUGUUAUAAGCUACCAAAAUUCUUGCAUCUGAUUGGCUCAGACCAAGUUUUGUCGUUGAUUUUCACUGACAAGAUGCUUGAUGAAACGAGGAUCCAUACAUAACUCCAUAGCCAUUGAGCUUGCAGCAUUCUUUGAUGAAAUAACACAGUCCAAAUUCCUUGUUGAAAGUUAGAACUCGGGUAGGAUCCAAAUGUGAGCUAGAGCAGCAAAGUACACAAUUAUGCAAACAGGACAUAUUAAACGAUGCGUAUGCAUAUCAGAUUUUACUUGAGCAAGACAAACAACUGUCUUGUGGUAUGCAUGGGUAAAGAGCUGAAUGAAUCUCUUUCUGUCUCUCUCUAUCUCUCUCUCUCUAUCCUUCCAUCUCUUUUCUACGUCCCAUGUACGUCACACAGCCAAUCGUCAUCUUAUCGAUGAAUGUGGAAUGUCAUAGUUUAUGAGGCUAAUAUUUUCUUUGUUCUACAGAAGUGUGAGUGUGUGGAUGAUCCUUGACUAGUAACUCUCUUUGGCAGCUCACUUUGUAUUAAGCAAUACCGUUUUUCGCUGCUUAUUAACAUUAUAGGUGGCAGAUCUAGCCAUUUACAGUACAUGAAGUAUCAUGCAAUAUGUUAGAGCAUUUUAUCAUUAAAUGUCUUGCCUGAUUGGGUAUUUCUUUGUUGGACAUUGGUUGUAAUCACUAUUCUUGCAUUAAUGUGAUUUUUUUUCUUAAACAAAAUAGGAAUUAUGGAUGUUUGUGAAAAAAUGAAGAAUUGCACCUGGUUUUUACCAAUGUACAUGUAAGUUAUUGUCUAUAUUCAAAGAUGUAUGAAUUGAGUUAUAAGAGAUUGAAUUGAUUGUGUUUUAUCAUGGAUUUGUACACUUUUAAGUCAUUCAUUGUGGUAUCAAGGCCACUCUCUGGCCUGAAUUCACAAUGGUGGUUUUAAAUAUGUGGAUUCGAAUCAUCUUUUAUGCAGAUUUUUGUCAUCAAUUACACUUAAUUCAUUGUGGAUAUUGUGAAAUCAUCCAGUAAUGACAGUGUGCUUUAUCUCAGCACUCUAUACUGGUGCUUUUUAAUGAGUUGACUGUUUGUUGGGAUUAAUUUACAUAAACAUGUAACUCAUAAAUACAGUAAUUUUAGUGACAAGCGUCAAUUUAGCUUAGGUGGGAAAUAUGAAUUCAUUUUUGGACAUAUCAAUAUAGGUGCUGAAAUUUGGGUAAUGGAGGAUAAGAUCUGCAUAAGAUAUAGUUCUAAACCAAUGGACUGGAAACCAACUUUGUUAAUUCGGGCCAGAAUUUUGCUAUUUCAUCUGACAUCCCCUCCAACUCAAACUUAUGCAUAGAACAGCCUUUAAAGGACAAGUCCACCCCAA
This is a messenger RNA of Lytechinus variegatus (green sea urchin), 3452 nucleotides long. RefSeq names its product cleft lip and palate transmembrane protein 1 homolog (gene clptm1). The transcript is spliced from 14 exons. The record is from RefSeq and is a predicted model, not a curated record. Gene Ontology annotation, cellular component: membrane; endomembrane system. NCBI's taxonomy places the organism in Eukaryota, Metazoa, Echinodermata, Echinoidea, Temnopleuroida, Toxopneustidae. The coding region runs from base 40 to 1920 and encodes 626 amino acids.